GGUCAAUUGACGAUACUGCAUCAUUGCGAUUCCGUCAUGGGUAUAGCGCCGACGAAUUAAAUUAAGUGGCAGUUAAAUGACGAGAAGAAAACCGCGGCGGUUAUUGAUGGUCAUCUGUUUGUGGGCAUUAUGUGAAUGAUAAGUGAAAAAGGAGUCAGAGGAGAGCGGAAGCACGAGCACAGCUACGGAGAACGUUGUGGAAAAGGGAGAAGUUGAGGCAACGAAGGAGGGUGAAAAGGAGAAAGAUGAAGACAAUAAAAAUAGUGAUAAGAACGAAAAAGAAACGGAAGCCUCUAACAAGGAGAAGGAUGCCUCGAAUGAGCAGGAAGUUGUUUUCAUUCAGGACCUGGGCUUCACCGUCAAAAUUGUCAGCCCCGGUUCUGAACCCUUUGACAUUCAGGUGUCCAGCAUGGAACUUGUUCAGGAAAUCCAUCAGUUACUCAUGGACCGCGAGGACACGUGUCACCGCACAUGUUUUUCACUGCAGCUGGAUGGUAACACAUUGGAUAACUUCGCCGAACUGAAGAAUAUCGAGGGUCUGAAGGACGGCUCGAUCAUCAAGGUGGUGGAGGAACCGUACACGAUGCGGGAGGCGCGCAUACACGUGCGACAUGUGCGCGAUCUGCUCAAAUCUGUGGAUCCUGCGGAUGCUUACAACGGUGUUGAAUGCAGCAGCCUGUCGUUUCUCAAUGUCGUCACGAAUGGCGAUAUCCUGGAGAAGAAGAAGACUCGAGCUGAUUCAGUCGAUUGUACGCCGCCCGAUUACAUCAUACCCGGUUGUAAAGACAGGCCUCUGUUGCCUCUCCAGCCGCAGGCGAAGGAACAAAAGUGUCCACCGUGUCUCAAGGUCCUAACAACGUCAGGAUGGAAUCCACCGCCUGGCCACAGAAAACUUCACGGCGAUCUGAUAUACUUACACGUGGUUACAUUGGAGGACAAGCAAUAUUAUCUUACAGCGUGUGCCAGAGGUUUCUUCGUUAAUCAAUCAACUAAAGAAGUGUUCAAUCCUAAACCAGCUACGCCUAGCCACUUAUGUCACAGUCUGAUCGAGCUGUUGAAUCAGCUUAGUCCAACCUUUAAACGAGGGUUUGCUUCUAUGCAACGACGCAGGACUCAGAGGCAUCCUUUUGAGCGAGUGGCCACGCCUUAUCAGCUGUAUGCCUGGAGCGCGCCGCAAAUCGAGCACACUAUUGACGCCAUUCGCGCGGAAGAUACUUUUUCUUCUAAGUUGGGAUAUGAGGAACAUAUCCCGGGACAAACGCGUGAUUGGAAUGAGGAACUGCAAACCACGAGGGAAUUACCACGUAAAAAUCUUCCUGAAAGAUUGCUACGAGAACGCGCUAUCUUUAAGGUUCACAGCGACUUUGUGGCGGCCGCGACUCGCGGAGCAGUAGCCGUUAUCGAUGGCAACGUGAUGGCGAUUAAUCCUGGCGAGGAAGCCAAAAUGCAGAUGUUCAUCUGGAAUAACAUUUUCUUCUCGCUCGGUUUUGACGUACGCGAUCAUUACAAGGAGCUAGGAGGUGACGCCGCAGCCUUUGUUGCGCCUCGCAAUGAUUUGCAAGGCGUUCGGGUAUAUGCGGCCGUGGAUUUACCCGGUCUCUAUACUCUCGGCACCGUUGUCAUCGAUUACAGAGGCUAUCGCGUAACAGCGCAAUCUAUCAUUCCGGGAAUACUGGAACGCGAACAAGAACAAUCGGUAGUCUAUGGAUCAAUCGAUUUUGGAAAAACAGUUCUCACACAUCCUAAAUAUCUUGAACUGUUAAAUAAAGCUGGAACGCAGUUAAAGAUCCUUCCGCAUAAAGUAAUCAACGACGCAGGCGAGGAAAUCGAACUUUGCAGCAGUGUGGAAUGUAAGGGUAUCAUUGGUAACGAUUCGCGGCAUUAUGUUCUCGAUUUAUUGAGGACCUUUCCACCCGAUGUUAAUUUUCUGAAACUCGAAGGUUUGGAAUUAAGCAAAGAAGCACGAGCUUUAGGUUUUCCAGUAGAACACAAACAUAGACUGGCCUGUCUGAGGCAGGAACUUAUAGAUUCGUUCGUUGAGUCCAGGUAUGUUCAGUUUAUCAAGCAUGCGGCUGUUCAUCUUCAACAGCUUACGUCAGCUAGAAGAUCUCAAAAGGAAAAAGAGACGACUGCUAAGGAAGAUAGAAAAGAAGACAAAAAGGAAGACUCGACUGCUGUUGUAACAGUGGACAGUAACAAGGAAGACUGCGCUCAGUCUUUAAUAGAGGCUGACGAGGCUAAGAAGAUUGUCGAGAGCAUCACCGAUUCGAUCACAGGCGGCGAGAAACAAGAACUGGAGGAGAGCACAAAAGAGAUAGUGCGAAGCGCAGCAGCGGCGGUAGGCAGUCUGCGAGACGCCGAGUUCGACGUGAGAUUCAAUCCGGAUGUAUUCUCACCCGGCGUCAAGCAUCCAGAUCUUAAUGGCUCCGAUUUAAAGAAGCAGAGGCAGUUAGUGAAGGAUGCUGCAGACUUUUUGCUUACGGUGCAACUGCCAACAUUCAUUCGAGAGUGCCUGGAUCACACAGCGGCCGCGAUGGAUGGUAGUACAUUAGUGGAAGCUCUUCAUGGUAGAGGCAUUAACGUUCGCUAUCUCGGUAAAUUGGCGGCUAUGUUAGCCGCAGUACCACAGUUGCAAUAUCUUAAUCGCAUUGCCGUAUCCGAACUGUUACUUCGAUCAGCCAAACACAUUUUCACCUCUUACAUGCAGGGUACGGAACUAAUGAGCUUGUCCGCGGCCGUUAGCCACUUUCUAAAUUGCUUGCUGUCCUCGGCACAGAUUAUACACCCGCAACAAAAUUUGGAAGAGCUUCAGAGUAAACAUGCCAAACGCCGCAAUAAACGCAAGGGAAGGAACAACGGACCGCAGCAGUCAGAAGUAGAGUGGGCAUCAUUGACGCCUAAAUCACUCUGGCAGCAAAUUAAGGGUGACUUGAAGGCCUAUUACGACUGGGAAACACCGAACCCGGAAUCUCUCGAAGCUACCAUAGAACAUUUCCAUCUACAAAAGAUUUCACUGCUGCGUGGCUUCUGUGUCAAGACUGGAAUUCAGAUACUGCUGCGCGAAUACAACUUCGAAAACAAGAAUCGGGUGACAUUCUUCGAAGAAGACAUAUUGAACAUCUUCCCCGUCGUUAAACAUAUCAAUCCUAGAGCUAGUGACGCAUACAACUUUUACACUACCGGUCAAAGCAAGAUUCAACAAGGAUUCUUAAAGGACGGUUAUGAACUGAUCAGCGAGGCGCUGAAUCUCCUCAAUAACGUCUACGGUGCCAUGCACCCCGAAAUUGCGCAGUGUCUUAGAAUGUUGGCAAGAUUGAAUUACAUAAUGGGUGAUCACGCGGAGGCACUUGCCACUCAGCAGAAAGCAGUUCUUAUGUCAGAGAGAGUCAAUGGUAUUGAUCAUCCGUACACUAUCACAGAAUACAUACAUCUCGCCUUAUAUUCCUUUGCCAAUGGGCAAGUAUCUGUAUCAUUAAGAUUAUUGUACAGAGCACGUUAUCUAGCAUUAUUAGUCUGCAGUGAGGAUCAUCCAGAAGUGGCCUUGCUCGAUAGUAACAUCUCGCUGAUUCUACAUGCGGUCGGCGAGUAUGAGCUAUCAUUGCGUUUCUUAGAGCACGCAUUAGCCUUGAAUCUACGUUAUCAUGGUCCUCAUUCAUUGAAGGUUGCGGUGUCAUAUCAUUUAGUGGCACGCACGCAGUCAUGCAUGGGUGAUUUCCGAGCGGCACUGAACAACGAAAAGGAAACCUAUGCGAUUUAUAAGCAACUACUAGGUGAAGAACACGAGAAAACGAAGGAGAGCAGCGAUUGCUUGCGGCAUCUGACUCAGCAAGCAGUCGUGCUACAAAAGAAGAUGAACGAGAUCUACACGGGUAAAUCAAGUGUAAGCCUGCCACCAAUUCAGGUGCAACCGCCCAGCAUGGGCUCGGUGCUAGAUAUGCUCAACGUAAUCAAUGGUAUCCUCUUCGUACAAAUCAGUCAGCAAGAUAUCGAUAAUUUCAAAGCAGAGAUCGAAAAACGGCAAAAGGAACAAUCCCCGGAGAAUGGCGGUGAAACCGUGAUGGCGAUCACCGAUAAGGAUACUAAGAAAGACGAUAAGGAAAUUAAGAAAGCAACAGAGAAAAAAGUCGAGGUCGAGCAGAAGACAACAAAAGACUUGGAAAUCAGCAAAACUGGCGUCUUGGAAUCGAUCGUGGCAACGAAGAGCUGAGUCUCUCGUUCGCCAACGACGAACAUUAGUAGUCUUUUCUUUCUUUUUUUCUAAGCCCUAGUCCUCCAUUGUGGAAGAUAGCGAUUUCGUGCGAGGAUUAUCGCGUACGAUAUACAUAUAUACUUGGUACUUGCACCGUUUUUUGUUAUAUUGUUUAAAUGUAAUCAGGAUACGAGACUCAAAACAAAAGACGAGAGACAAGAUUGUUGGUCGUUGACAGUGUGUUUGUGAAGAUAAAGAGAGGAAUAUAUCCACCGAAGUUGAAUUUGCAUGCAAGACGCACAUUUAUAUGUUAAAUCAAAUGUAUAUAAAAACACGGGUGCCAUGUGUCGCUUGAAGACAGCAAUCUUCAAGAAAAUUAAGAUAUAAAAGAGAUUAUUCUCUUUUCGCCAUCGCGUGAAAUCAAAAAGCAAUACAAUUUUUUCAUUCUUGCGUGCGAACAAUCGCACAUUUUUUAAAGGCUCAAAUUAUUUACCAUGCAAAAUACCGGUGAUAUGAUACGUUGACAGUACCGAUCGUUAAAUCGUCAGAUUAAUCAUCAAUUAUGUAAUCUUAACGAUGUCGUUAUGGUAUCAUUGCGCAGCUAUUACAUGAUAAAAGACCUGCGCAACGACAUCAUUAGGUUACAGAAUUGAUCUUUCUAAAUAACUUUCAGACUUGACUACAUUCACGUAUUAAACUCUCGAAACCGUUUUCCCUAUUAUUUUGUAAAUUCGCAUUAUUUUUUUUGAAUAUAAUAUUCAAAUAAUAUCAUUAAAGCCAUCGUACAUAAAUUUAUUUGAAAAUGUAUGCACAUAAGUAAAUUAAUUCGCAAGAGGUUGAAUAUAAUUUAGCAUAUUUGGUAUAUGUUGUAUUUCAUUAAUUAUGUUAAUUGCGCAACGUAAAUGUGUGUGCAUAGGCUUUAAUGAAUUAAUAUACAUUAGUGUAUGCAACCAAUUAUUUGCGAAUUCGUUUUUAGUAAUGUUUCUUUUUUUCUUCUUUUGUGAAGUCGGUUUUUGCCAUUUAGGUAUGUUUGUUACUCCAAUUGUCACCGAUAAGAAAAAAGAAAGUAUUGUGAUCUUUAUAGUUAAUCCAUACGAGCGUAAUCCAUCUUCUUUCAUCUUUUAUUACAAUGAUUCACGAGAAAGUGCUUCCUCUUAUUUUUAUAGAUAUUCUUGAAUUCAGAUUUUCGUUUUUAACUGAUAUAUCUGCUUGAUACAAAGGUAUACUAUGCAUCUUUAAUUCGAUAUCGAAAAUAGUGAUGAGAUAAGGUAUAAUAUAGCGAAUGGCAUUGUUAUCCGAUCAUGUAAUUAAGGACGCAAUAACCAAUUGUUAACCGAGUCAUUACGAGUUGUAGCCGAUUUCAAGUUUCGCGAUUAUAGACUUAGGGCCAUAAGUAAAAAAAAUCGAUUGUUACCCUGCUGUUAAUAUUAAUUAUAGUUCGUUUUCCACCGAUCUAUCCGCGGCUUACGGAAUCUCUCGCCGCGGUUUGACCGAAGAGUGAUACCGAUAGUCCGAUAGUAGCCACGAGGUUUUUGAUUUUAAUUAUUGAAUAAAAUAGUGCUGAUUAUUUGCAGCCCUAGUAGAUUUUACGCGAAUUUCAGGCCUGAAGAGAGCACUAGCAAUCUUUCUGCAGUAAUAACAAAAGAGUAAUCAAUUAAAUCAGUCAAUCAAUCGAUCGAUCGACGAUCUCUACCAUCGUUUCUCUCGAUGGACUCAUUUUCGCAUUGCAAUAAUAAUAAUCGUAACGACAAAUUACCGCAUUGCACUUAGUCAAAUUGUACUAUAAAGAGAGAAUAAUAAUAAUUAUAAGGGGGGGUCUUAUAUACCAUUAGCUUCAGAAAGUUUUCAAAAUUUAUUUAUUACACAGAAAUGAAUAACCUUACAUAUCUUUAUACAAUAUUUUCUUUAAAGUAGUUUUUUGAGGCAAAAGUGUAUCACUGCCCAAGGAAAAUAUUUUAAAUAUUAUGUAAAGAGAUGUAAGGUUACUCAUUUUUAUAUAAACCAAUUCCGGGAACUUUUUGAAACUAGUAGUAGUAAAAAAAAAUAAAAUUACAAACUACAUAUAUCAUGAAAUAAAAAGAACGUUACGAACUUGAUUUACAUAUAUUAUCCUGUUACAGACUUUCUUUAUCAUGUUGCAUGGAAUAAAUUGUUUUAUAUGUAA
Solenopsis invicta (red fire ant) is the source of this 6353-nucleotide messenger RNA. RefSeq names its product clustered mitochondria protein homolog (gene clu). Gene Ontology annotation, cellular component: cytoplasm. Gene Ontology annotation, biological process: intracellular distribution of mitochondria. The record is from RefSeq and is a predicted model, not a curated record. Gene Ontology annotation, molecular function: protein binding; mRNA binding. The coding region runs from base 410 to 4207 and encodes 1265 amino acids. The transcript is spliced from 17 exons. Lineage: Eukaryota; Metazoa; Arthropoda; Insecta; Hymenoptera; Formicidae.